This is a messenger RNA of Aricia agestis (brown argus), 1006 nucleotides long. RefSeq names its product PH domain-containing protein DDB_G0275795-like. NCBI's taxonomy places the organism in Eukaryota, Metazoa, Arthropoda, Insecta, Lepidoptera, Lycaenidae. The transcript has 4 exons. Bases 75 to 692 code for a protein of 205 amino acids. The record is from RefSeq and is a predicted model, not a curated record.
CUAUCGGGCGAUAACGCCGUCGCAGUGCUCUGUCAGUGCUCACAUACACACCACGUCAUGGUGCCCUAGUGGAAAUGGAGACGGAGACGAUCAUCAUGGUGAGCGUGCUGAGCGCUGCGUGGCUGGUGCUGCUGGCGGUCUGCGCGGUGCUGGCCUCGCGCAUCGCCAGCCUGCGCCGCCAGCUCGAAGACCUCAACGCCAGCGGCCGGCUGCGGGUCCAAAAGCUCACAAUGAGCACCGACAAGCACGCGUUCAACAACCCGACGCUCUCCCCCGACGAGGAGCUGUCCCGGCGCGGCUACUCCAUGUACCAACCCGACGACGACGUUGAGAGCGGCCGGGGGACUGAGCGGUACAGCACCCAUAGCCCCUCUCGCAUGCAGGCCUACCACACGCAGACGGGUGGGCAGUUUGUAGACGAGCUGGCGAGGGAGAUAGACUACCGACAGCAGCGGCAGAGCUCGCAACACAACAUGCAGCAGCAGCAGAACAACAUGUCACAGCAGCAAAACAACGUGUCACAGCAGCGGAACAGCAUGACACAGCAGCAACCACCGCAGCCGCAGCAACAACAACCGAGUCCGCCGUUCCUGUUGCAGAGCAUAGAAAGUAGCAAGAAAAUAAGAGCCCUUGCCAACCCGGUCGCCGCCCAGGGAAGACAGAGUGACACAAACCCCAACUUCAUGUACUAGUCCUUGGGAUGAAUCAUCUGAACCAGACGGAAAAUUGUCGAAGAUUGGAGCACAGAGGACGCAAAUGUGUUUCUAUCUAACACAAUUUCAGGCAAGGUACGAUUUUAAAAACAUGCUUGGAAAGAAAAUUAAAAUUCAGAACUAGAUCAGAACUGUAUAACACAAUUUAAAGAUACAACUACUUUUUUCGUAAAAGAAAAAGGUACGUAUUUGUAAAAGUAACAACUUGGAUUGUGAUUUUUGUACGAGUAAAAGUGCAGUAAAAUCUAGUGCAAUGUUAACUAAGAAUUAAAUAAAUUAAAUAAUAAUAUUAC